AUGUUUGUCGGCCCGGGGUACGUCCCGCUGGGGUGGACGCCGGAAAAAUCUCAGGAUUGCAUGUAUCUCCAAUACUGUAAAGUGUGUCAGUCUUAUAAGGCACCACGUUCACACCACUGUCGAAAGUGUAACAGAUGUGUCAUGAAGAUGGAUCACCAUUGUCCUUGGAUCAACAACUGUUGUGGAUACCAGAAUCAUGCAUCUUUCACUCUGUUUCUCCUCUUAGCUCCACUGGGAUGCAUUCACGCUUCUUUCAUAUUUGUUAUGACUAUGUACACUCAGCUUUACAACAGAAUAUCUUUUGGAUGGAGUUCUGUAAAGAUUGACAUGAGUCCAGCCAAGAGAGACCCUCGACCCAUUAUUCCCUUUGGGCUGUCUGCAUUUGCUGCAUCUUUAUUUGCCUUAGGACUGGCAUUAGGAACAACUAUUGCUGUUGGUAUGCUCUUUAUUAUCCAGAUGAAAGUAAUUUUGACAAAUAAAACUUCAAUCGAGUCCUGGAUUGAAGAAAAGGCCAAAGACAGAAUCCAGUACUACCAAACGGGUGAGACCUUUAUUUUUCCCUAUGACAUGGGAAGUAAAUGGAAGAACUUUAAGCAAGUGUUUACAUGGUCUGGGAUUCCUGAGGGAGAUGGCCUGGAUUGGCCAGUAAGAGAUGGCUGUCAUCAAUACACUUUGACGAUAGAGCAACUGAAACAGAAAGCGGACAAGCGAGUAAGAAGUGUGCGGUAUCGAGCAAUAGAAGAUUACAGUGGUGUCUGCUGCCCUGUGACUAAAGGUGUUAAAACAUUCUUCACAACACCAUGCACUGAAGAACCUAGAAUUGCACUGAGUAAAGGGGAUCUGAUUUUAGCCACAAGAGGCUUAAAACACUGGAUGUAUGGUGAGAAGAUUCUUGACUCAGAUGCUGAUGGUGGAAUAAGAGAACGAGGCUGGUUCCCUAGGAAAUGUGUGGAAAAAUGCCAAUAUGACUCUGAAACGGAUCAACCAGUGGAUGGAGAGAAGAAAAACAGAUAGCCUUCUCAUUUUUUUUUUUAAAUAAGAAAUGGAAUUUUUACUUCAGACCACAAUCCGUUACUUGAAAUUUUCUGUACGUUACUUUAGACUUAUGCAAUGAAUAUGUUAGGACAAGGUUUUCUCUUCCUUGCAGCUGAAAGGGUUGGAUAUGCCUGUGCCAUGGUUUGCAUACUUUUUUAACAAUAAAUAAUUGGAGAAGCCAUUCAGUGGACUGCCUUCAAGAUGCAUUUUUUUCAUACAGUCAGGUUUUUUUUCUUUUUGCCAUUUAAAUUGCAUUCUGAGGGUUCAUAUUUUUUUUCCUCACCCGCAUCUGAUCGUGAUGCGUGCUGGUUAUCUUUUGUGUUUUACUUUCUCUGAAGCUGCCCCUGAAAACUAUGAAAUAAACCUCUGAUUCAAAUUCAAGAUAAGAUUUGUUACCUGUGGCUUUUAAUUAUGUGAAUUGUCCACCUCAAAUAAAUGAUACAUUCGUAUUC
Messenger RNA from Pterocles gutturalis (yellow-throated sandgrouse), 1487 nucleotides. RefSeq names its product zinc finger, DHHC-type containing 6 (gene ZDHHC6). Bases 1 to 1014 code for a protein of 337 amino acids. Gene Ontology annotation, cellular component: Golgi apparatus. NCBI's taxonomy places the organism in Eukaryota, Metazoa, Chordata, Aves, Pterocliformes, Pteroclidae. Gene Ontology annotation, biological process: protein palmitoylation. Gene Ontology annotation, molecular function: palmitoyltransferase activity; protein binding. The transcript has 10 exons. The record is from RefSeq and is a predicted model, not a curated record.